Cyphellophora attinorum is the source of this 933-nucleotide messenger RNA. RefSeq lists its product as uncharacterized. The coding region runs from base 1 to 933 and encodes 310 amino acids. Lineage: Eukaryota; Fungi; Ascomycota; Eurotiomycetes; Chaetothyriales; Cyphellophoraceae. The record is from RefSeq and is a predicted model, not a curated record. The transcript has 2 exons.
AUGCAUACCUCGAGACCAACCUUCAACUACAAAUUAAAAUACCUGCUCGCCCCGCUCGUCGGCCUACUUCUCUUUCCUCUCACAGCCCUAGCAGACUCGAAAAUCCAGUACUACAACUCAGGAGACUGCGAUCCAACACACCUCAUCUCCGUCUAUUCCUCGACUGGAGCCAGCUCAUCAAAUACUGCGUGCCACGGCGCACCCAGUGGGACGCUUGCUGUUUGGGUUGACAGUCUAGAUGCUGGUUGCAGUGCACGCACAUACGCCGAUGCCUCCUGCACAUCCCUCCUCGGCCUCGCCCUGACUCCACAAACAUGCUACGUCGGUCCCAGCAGCCAGCAGAGCAUAGGCUCCUUCCGCAUCGUCUGCGGCGCCACUGACGCCAGUAAUCCCGUGCCGGAUGCCUCCAUCCCAACAACCAAUCCGGCAGUCGAAGUCGGCGAGCCACAGAUGACAUCAAGCAGCAACUCUAGCGCCACAACGAGUAGUGUCUGGGGUGGAAGCACCGACGCUGAAGCACUCGGCCGACCGACCGAUGACGCGGACGACAGUACUUCUACCUCUGCGGCCAACGCCACUGCAACUUCUGGUGGCUCAGUAACAGUCGACCCAACCCAGGCUUCCAAAACACUCCUCACCACAGCAACAGGAGGAGGCGGAGGCAACUCGACCAACGUGACAACAUGGAGCAACACCUUGACUCCCAGCAAAUCCACCAGUACGAACACGAUCACGAGAACUGUAACAGACGAGAUCAGUGGGUACACAGGCGACGGCGGGAAUAGCAACCAGCAAGGAGGAGGGAUAACGCCAUCCCCAGGAACAGGCGAUGCGUCGCCUACCGGAUUGGGUUUGGGCUUGGCAGCGGUCUGGGUCAUGCUGGUGUCAUUGCUGUCGGCGAAUGCUGGGGCGGUGAUUUUGUGGUGGUCGUGA